GACAUUCCAUAUACAAGAUGGCCGCAGUCGGCAAGGAGAGACGUCGCUGAGGGGCUUGCCUGAAGCGAGGGGUGAGUGACCCACCGACUGAGGGCAGCGCCGCCCACCUCCCGCGUAUCUGGAGGUCGGAGUAGGUUAUGGCCAACCGCCGCUAUCCACUGGCGGAGUCUCUCUUUCCGGAUUCUGCCUCCCUCCGCUAACCUCCGCAUGGAGCUUUUGGAGAGUGUCUUUAUUCUGAGUGAAAGAAAAGGAAGAGGAUGAAAAAGCAAGAACAGUUUAAAGGAGCUCCUUCUCUCAUGGACCACUUCCAUCCACCCACUCCCCAAAUCACAAGAUGCACAUUUGGUUUACAUCAGUGAAUUCAGUGAUUUGUGCAGAUGUGAAUUAACCCAAUCCCAUGACUUGUCUAAGUGAAAGUGCCUACAUGGAAUAAACUGAAAAGGGGUGCUGGAUGGAAGAGAUGGUUAGUUUUAGAACAUAAAUCUUUGUCAAGAUUAAGACAGGCCCAGGUUUUGCUGAAGAAUGGAAUCUGGACCAGCGUUAGAGGACCUGUAUGUCUAGUGAAGAAAAACCAGAAGAAAGAUUCUAACAUUUUCAGAGAACCUUUUGGAAAGAACAAGCCUACUUCAAUAAAUGAAGGAGAAUAAAGAAAAUUCAAGCCCUUCAGUAACUUCAGCAAACCUGGACCACACAAAGCCAUGUUGGUACUGGGAUAAGAAAGACUUGGCUCAUACACCCUCACAACUUGAAGGACUUGAUCCAGCCACCGAGGCCCGGUACCGCCGAGAGGGCGCUCGGUUCAUCUUUGAUGUGGGCACACGUUUGGGGCUACACUAUGAUACCCUGGCAACUGGAAUAAUUUAUUUUCAUCGCUUCUAUAUGUUUCAUUCCUUCAAGCAAUUCCCAAGAUAUGUGACAGGAGCCUGUUGCCUCUUUCUGGCUGGGAAAGUAGAAGAAACACCAAAAAAAUGUAAAGAUAUCAUCAAAACAGCUCGUAGUUUAUUAAAUGAUGUACAAUUUGGCCAGUUUGGAGAUGACCCAAAGGAGGAAGUAAUGGUUCUGGAGAGAAUCUUACUGCAGACCAUCAAGUUUGAUUUACAGGUAGAACAUCCAUACCAGUUCCUACUAAAAUAUGCAAAGCAACUCAAAGGUGAUAAAAACAAAAUUCAAAAGUUGGUUCAAAUGGCAUGGACAUUUGUAAAUGACAGUCUCUGCACCACCUUGUCACUGCAGUGGGAACCAGAGAUCAUAGCAGUAGCAGUGAUGUAUCUCGCAGGACGUUUGUGCAAAUUUGAAAUACAAGAAUGGACCUCCAAACCCAUGUAUAGGAGAUGGUGGGAGCAGUUUGUUCAAGAUGUCCCGGUCGACGUUUUGGAAGACAUCUGCCACCAAAUCCUGGAUCUUUACUCACAAGGAAAACAACAGAUGCCUCAUCACACCCCCCAUCAGCUGCAACAGCCCCCAUCUCUUCAGCCUACACCACAAGUGCCGCAAGUACAGCAGUCACAGCCGUCUCAAAGCUCCGAACCAUCCCAGCCCCAGCAGAAGGACCCCCAGCAACCAGCCCAGCAGCAGCAGCCAGCCCAACAGCCCAAGAAACCCUCUCCGCAGCCCAGUUCUCCCCGACAGGUUAAGCGAGCCGUGGUUGUUUCUCCCAAAGAAGAGAACAAAGCAGCAGAACCACCACCACCUAAAAUCCCCAAAAUUGAGACCACUCAUCCACCGUUGCCUCCAGCCCACCCACCUCCAGACCGGAAGCCUCCCCUCGCUGCUGCCUUAGGUGAGGCUGAGCCGCCGGGCCCUGUGGAUGCCACUGACCUCCCCAAAGUCCAGAUUCCCCCUCCGGCCCACCCGGCCCCUGUGCACCAGCCACCGCCGCUGCCACACCGGCCCCCGCCCCCACCCCCCUCCAGCUACAUGACCGGGAUGUCCACCACCAGCUCCUACAUGUCUGGAGAGGGCUACCAGAGCCUGCAGUCCAUGAUGAAGACCGAGGGACCCUCCUACGGUGCCCUGCCCCCCGCCUACGGCCCACCUGCACACCUGCCCUACCACCCCCAUGUCUACCCGCCCAACCCGCCCCCGCCACCUGUGCCUCCUCCCCCAGCCUCCUUCCCCCCACCUGCCAUCCCACCCCCUACUCCUGGCUACCCCCCACCCCCACCCACCUACAACCCCAACUUCCCACCCCCACCCCCACGCCUCCCGCCUACCCACGCAGUCCCCCCUCAUCCUCCUCCAGGGUUGGGCCUGCCGCCAGCCAGCUACCCACCUCCUGCCGUCCCCCCUGGAGGACAGCCUCCUGUGCCCCCGCCCAUUCCCCCACCCGGCAUGCCUCCAGUUGGGGGGCUGGGGCGGGCAGCCUGGAUGAGAUAACGUGAGCCUUUUUUCCCUCUUUGUUUUUUUAACAAGAUUUUCUAAUCGACUUGCAGAGUAGUUGAAGUGGGUAAGCAGCAGGGUACCUUGUAUAAUGCACGACAGUUGCAGUAUGGGAAGAAUGGACCGGGCCCCUGGGAUAAAAUCAGAGUGGUCCUCACACCUAGAGGACGGGGACAACCAGCUUUCAGAGUAGCCUCAUCAGUGCCCUUGCAGUCUGACUGUGUACACUUGGUUCAGCUAAUGUCUGAGAGUCCUGCACUGGGUUACUUUAUACUAGUGAGGACGUUAACCAGCCAUAUUGGCUCAAUAAAUAGCUUCGGUAAGGAGUUAAUUUCCUUCUAGAAAUCAGUGCCUAUUUUUCCUGGAAACUCAAUUUUAAAUAGUCCAAUUCCAUCUGAAGCCAAGCUGUUGUCAUUUUCAUUCGGUGACAUUCUCUCCCAUGACACCCAGAAGGGGCAGAAGAACCACAUUUUUCAUUUAUAGAUGUUUGCAUCCUUUGUAUUAAAAUUAUUUUGAAGGGGUUGCCUCAUUGGAUGGCUUUUUUUUUUUCCUCCAGGGAGAAGGGGAGAAAUGUACUUGGAAAUUAAUGUAUGUUUACAUCUCUUUGCAAAUUCCUGUACAUAGAGAUAUAUUUUUUAAGUGUGAAUGUAACAACAUACUGUGAAUUCCAUCUUGGUUACAAAUGAGACUCCUUCAGUCAGUUAUCCAAAUAAAAGCAGUUCUGAAACUAUCCCUUUCUUUGUUAUGGGUGGAAGGUGGGGCUCCAGGCCUUCGCAGUCUGUGGCUUAUAAAAUGUGCAGAGGCCCUCCUUCCAGACCCUGGGGACGCGGGAGAGGCCUGGCUGCAGCUCACAGCAGCCACAGCCAACCCCACUGCCUCCCAAGGCACUCUGGGUGGAUCCGCACAGCUGCCUGCCAAGCCAGCCUGCCCCCAUCCUGUGCCUGCCUUGGUUUCCUUUGGAGGACCUGGUUGAGUUCCAAACCAGUUUGAAACUUUGAAGCCUUGCUGCGUAGAACGCACACAGGAACCCGGGGGCUUGGAUUUGAAACCCUUUCCACUUCUGGCCUGUGAUGAGACAGAGGCAGCUGGAGGAGCAGCGGCCUCACUGUCCACCUUGAGGGGCCACGGCUCUGUCUGUGGAAGGGGCCCCGACUGAGCCCCCAUCUGCGGUGCUUGAGGGGCCUUGGCCCUGUCUCUGCCUGCUGACCCUGCCACCCACGACAGAAACAAGCACUGAGCACCCAGCCAGGAGGCUCACAAAGAGGCCUUUAUUUAUCUAGCUCAAAGUAGACACUAUCACAAUCUUGUUUGUUACUCCUUUUACUAAAAUAGUUCAAAUCAAUGUUUUUACCACACUAUCAAAAAGUUCUAUUUCUUCUUGUCUCCCCACGUCAGAGUGGUUGAAUAGAAGGUAGAAACAGGCCGGGAGUCCACGGGCUCCCAGCUCUAAACGGCGCCAGGGCAGGAAGGGGUGGCUCCAGGUCUCACUGUGGCACCUUCUACAGAAAAUAGACGUAGCUGCCGGGCCCGGGGACAGAAACCAGACGUUCCAGUCCAUCUCCAAAAAGCAGCACAAAUACUUUGCCCCACAGUAUGAAAAAUAUACACCUCUACCGCUCUGCAGUCAUGCAUUUAGUUUUAAGAAAAAAAAAAAA
Messenger RNA from Homo sapiens (human), 4034 nucleotides. The record is from RefSeq and is a predicted model, not a curated record. NCBI's taxonomy places the organism in Eukaryota, Metazoa, Chordata, Mammalia, Primates, Hominidae.